CAACAACAACCUUGACCGAGGCUUACAAUGGCAAACGGCUGCCUGUGUCUCUGAUGUUGGCUCAAGGAUCCUAAAGGGUACUCGAACACACACCGCCAGCGCACGGGGUCAAGCGAGAGUAAACAGGGCCAGAAACCCACACCCUUUGAAACCCCUGUGAUUGGUAGCCCACGUCUCGUGAUUGUGAACCAUGACCAAGGGAGAGAAGUCCACCCAACCAUGGGGCCAGCCAGAGGCAGAGGGGGAGGCGUGCACUGGCGGUGCUGGGGAAACCUAUGACAACUCACACUAACUGGACCUCUCACUCUCAACCCCUCACUCUCAACCCCUCUGUUCCAUCCAUCCGUUCCAGCCCUGCAAUGAAACCCCCUGUUUCAUCAGCCAUCCAAUGAAAUUCUACGUUACACAAGCGACAUUAUGAAACUCCGUGUCAUCCUCCAAUGAAAUCUUACCUUACUGUUGCUCGAAUCGAAAGUUAAAAUCAAUACAGUAAUCUAAACUAUAAAAAAGAUGCACCAAAAAAGAAGCUGAAAUAACAUCAAAGUCAUAUCGCCAUAGAGGAUUGCCAUUAAAUGUUCACAGGAAAAUAUCACGUAUAAAAAGCACAGACCAUCCGACUCUUGGGGGGAAAUUUCAUUACUAAAGUCAAUUCUGUGUAUCCGUUUAGUAUUCAUAACCUUCAGCCAUCCUUGAUGAAAAUUCAUCCAUUUUUAUAAUAGAAGUCAGCCGUACUAAGCGUAAAGCUAUCAAAUUAAAAAAAAAAAUUCAGCCGUUUUUAUUAAAAGGAUAACAAUUUAUAGUUUUAAAAAAAUCUGUACUGAAGUUCAGAUUUCAGCCGUGUUAAUUAAAAGUUGAGUUCAAAAUGAAUAGCCAGUCACAGGGGGAGAAUAAUCAGCUUUUUCAGCUGAAAAAGCCGAUCCGCGUGACUGGCCCGCCGUACCGUGUAAAAAGUCAGCCUUUUCAAUUAAAGAGCCAAUAUCUCGAAGUGAAAACUCAUCAUUUUGAAAAUCAACCAAUUAAAAGUCAACCACCGCCAAUCCAAAGUCAGCCACCGCCAAUCCAAAGUCAGCCACCGCCAAUCCAAAGUCAGCCACCGCCAAUCAAAAGUCAGCCACCGCCACAGGGGGAGAAUAAUCAGCUUUUUCAGCUGAAAAAGCCGAUCCGCGUGACUGGCCCGCCGUACCGUGUAAAAAGUCAGCCUUUUCAAUUAAAGAGCCAAUAUCUCGAAGUGAAAACUCAUCAUUUUGAAAAUCAACCAAUUAAAAGUCAACCACCGCCAAUCCAAAGUCAGCCACCGCCAAUCCAAAGUCAGCCACCGCCAAUCCAAAGUCAGCAACUGCCAAUCAAAAGUCAGCCACCGCCAAUCAAAAGUCAGCCACCGCCACAGGGGGAGAAUAAUCAGCUUUUUCAGCUGAAAAAGCCGAUCCGCGUGACUGGCCCGCCGUACCGUGUAAAAAGUCAGCAUUUCCAAUUAAAGAGCCAUUAUCUCGAAGUAAAAACUUGUCAUUUUGAAAAUCAACCAAUCAAAAGUCAGCCACCGCCAAUCAAAAGUCAGCUUUUCCGUGUCAAAAGUCAGCCACCGCCAAUCAAAAGUCAGCGACCGCCAAUCAAAAAUCAGCCACCGCCAAUCAAAAGUCAGCCACCGCCAAUCAAAAGUCAGCCACCGCAAAUCGAAAGUCAGCCACCGCAAAUCGAAAGUCAGCCACCGCCAAUCAAAAGUCAGCCACCGCCAAUCAAAAGUCAGCCACCGCAAAUCAAAAGUCAGCCACCGCAAAUCGAAAGUCAGCCACCGCAAAUCGAAAGUCAGCUUUUCCGUGUCAAAAGUCAGCCAUUUCUGGCGAAAAGUCAGCCAUUUCUGGCGAAAAGUCAACCCAGUCUAUUUAAAGGUGAAGCGAGUAAGAGUCCGCCGGUCAAGAGUCAGAAGGUGAAGAGUCAGCCGUUUCAAAUAAAAACUUUGCCGUUCCAAUCAAAACGCCAACUACAUCCGACUCAAAGUCAGGCCUCCCAAAGAGACAAGUCACCGCUUAAAAUGAAAAAGCCAGCUGUUUUAAGCAAAAUGUCAGGCACUCCUAGCCUGAAGUUGGAGAUUCCUCUCGAGGAACCAACCUCCUCAUACGUUGAAACUAUCGAUAUGUAUGAACGAUGAUCCGAUACAAGAAUUUCAGCCCUUUAGGUGGAAAGUCAGCCUUUCAUUUAAAAAAUCAUCCAUUUUGAUUAAAAAUUAGCCAACUUGAGAGUUGCAGAAGUUCCUGGGAUGUCGGAAUAUGAGUUGCAGAAAUUCCUGAGGUGUCGGAAUACGAGUUGCAGAAGUUCCUAGGGUGUCGGAAUACGAGUUGAAGGAGUUGCUGAUGUGCCGGAAUACGAAAUGCGGAAUUUACUGAGGUGUCGGAAUACGAGUCGCAGAAUUUCCUGAGGUGUCGGAAAACGAAAACAAGGGGCGGCUGUCCUACAGGUGGGAGCUCACCCACGUGACCCACAGCUGCACGUGCAUGUGUGUCACGUGGUGUCAACUAAACUGUAUGCCUAAACUUAAAAAACAACUGCUGGAUGGAAUUUCAAGAUGACCUCAGACUGCAAGAUUCCAGACUUUUGCCAGAAUCCGUUACAUUUUAAACAUCCUGACUCUGUAUAUAUCAAAACUACUGCUGACUCUUAAGACUAUUUUGGACCGCAAGAAUCCAGCAUAUACUUAUAAAACUUUAAAUUUCAGACUUUAAGACACUACGUGUAUCAAGACACAUUAAGACAUUUAGACCGCAAGAUCUCCGCAUUUAAGACUAUUGAUGCUGCAAUAAACUUUUAAAAGGUAUUUAAGACUUGACCAAAAAAAUUUUAAAGACUAGUUUUAUCAACAAUAAUUCUUUACACGGAAACUUUACUGUAGUUAAGACACAUUCGUAUCCAGAUAUAAGUAGCGUGCAAGAUUCUCCUCUAUCAGACUCUUAUUAGAUUUAACAAGACGUUUAUAGACUGCAACAUUCUAGUCUCAACGACACUAAGUAUGACAUCCUUGUUUUCAAGAUUUUAUACGAAUGAUUAUAAUUUAAAAAAAAACAUGUAGACUAUUGAUGUAAGUUUUAGGCUAUUAAGUAAACGAAAACAUCUUUGGAUUUCAACAUUCAGCUUAAAGAUACACGUUUUUACAAACCCUUUACAGUACAAGACUUUCGCAUGUCAGGUUCAUGUUUAUCAAGAAAUCUUCUAAGAGCAACAGGUCUUCAUGACACAAGUAUAUCAACAUUCGAGUUCCUUCCCUUUAAAACAUAUUUAUCUACAUCUUUAGAAUUCAUUGCUCCUAGCUUUAAAGUUAAGACAUUAUAAAAAAAAAAACUACAACAACAAAAUUAUUCCUGACAUUAAGACGUUUUUUAAGAAAUCUUAGUACCGUGAUAUAAGAAAGACACUAUAAAUUUUAUUCUGAUAUGAAUCUUAUCACCACAAACGAUCAGCUGUUCAAAGACGCUUUUUUUCUGCACCAAGGCAAAACCCACUGCUUCUUUCGUUUAAAAGCUAUCUAGAAGUAUUAACAUUGUCUAUUUUAUUAAAAGUUUUAUUUGUGUAAUCUACUUGAAAACAAAGCAAUAAAUGUCAGGAUUCUUUAAAUAAAAAUAAUAUAAUAAACAAAUUAAA
Molecule: messenger RNA, 3630 nt
Organism: Physella acuta
Lineage: Eukaryota; Metazoa; Mollusca; Gastropoda; Physidae
Source: RefSeq, a predicted model, not a curated record